CGAGUACGACAUACUUUAUCGGAGCUAUUGAGCCUGGGUUACCUGUGAUGGAAACGGCGUCCCCAUACGCGCAUGCCGAAAACGUACGUACUGUACGAUUGAUUCCAGAUCUCAAAGGAUGAGCAAAACCUGUACUAAAAAGAUUUGCUUCAAUGUCACGUCUUAAUUGAAGUGUCUCGUUUCAGAAUAUGAGCAGUAAUUGAGAAUAACAUAUAUUUCAAAAUCAGUUAUCGGAUAAAUUGACAAAUAAAAUGGCGACAUGGCAAUUAUCGAAGGGAGAAUGCAUGCAUGAUCGAAAUGAUCUAUGGGUUUUUCUUGAUGGGAAAGCCCAACUGAUUGGUAAAUAUUGACUCCAUUUAGUCUCAAUUUUCACGUAAGGUGAACCAAAACUUGAAGUGAAGAAAUUUUGUAAAAAGCGUAACCAUAUUCCCUUUCGGUCGUGCAAUCUCCGUAUGGCCGUUCGCCCCUGCACUCAAGAAAAAAUCUAAAUGUUGAGGUUUGCAAAAUACAGGGGCGGAUCCAGGGGAGGUGCUUUGGAUGCGGAAGCACCCCCUUUUUGCAUUGUUUUAUAGUAGUAUAAACGUUUGUUUGUACUCCUGUUGUACUUUUUUAUCGACAAAAUGGGUAGCAUAUAUAUACAUAACAUGUGUCUGCCACUAUGAGAAGUCAGUAGUCAAAGAUACGUUUCAAUUAAAGUCAAUUUGCUUCUGGUCAACUUGUGCAUAUUUUUCUUGCUCUGGACAAUACGCAGCUAACAAAAAUGAUCAGUCCCAUCUGCUAUACUUAGUUUAAUUAGCUAUAUAUUACUGACAAAAGUACCUCCCCUUAUACAAUGCUGGAUCCCACCUGAAAUAUGAUGUACGUCUUUCUGUUUAGGAUACGAAAAAGGUCCACAGCCGUAUUACUUGUCUACGUGGUUCCUAGUCUUAAUGGGGCUUUUAGCAUUACUUCUGAUUCUUCUGUUGAUCCUUUGCUUGUGCGUUAGAUCUAGAAAGAGUGGCUCAAAGUAUCCUGUUCGUAAAAGAGAAGAAGAGAGAGGUAUUAAUUUUGCUGUGAAAGAAGAUGAGCCGAUUGAUCUAGGAAGGUUAGACGAAAAUGCCCCACUCCACCCWACACGACAGGACUCAACGGAGCCUUCAGAAAGCUCCAAAGUGGAAGAUGAUGACCGUGAGAGCCUGGACGAUGACGACGAAGAAGGCGCAGGGUUCGGGGAGAACGGCUCAUUCACUGAGGAGUAUGGUGACGACAAGAAGAUACUCUMUGACGACAAGCGCAAGUCCGAUAUUGUUUAACCACAACUCACCGCGGUUGUAUCUCAAUUUAUUUUUUUAGGUUUCGGGGUAUUCUUAGAGGCAUUUCAAAUUUUAAAGAAGUCUACACUAAAUUUAGAGAGCUUAAGUAUGACGUCUACGGCAAACUAGCUGCGAACGGCAGAAAAGAUCACGUGACCUGCUUUUGGGGGUUAUUUUGAGUUUGCCACAAUCGUGAAAAGUCGCUCUUUCCAAUGACUACCUAAAUCACAAGGUCRGGCACGAAAUUCUUAGGUCAUUGGUUCAGCUCUGCCGUUAGCCGUUWGCCGUAAACGUGAUGCUUAAACUCUCUAUUAACUAGACGACAUAUACGCACGGGUGACAUAUAUUAUCAACAACAGCAGUUUCACGUUCUAUMGUUUUUAUAUAGAGAGAGUCUUCUUCAACGCAUUCAUUGGCUAUGAGCUGGUGAAAAAAAACCCUAUACUAAUGCAAGUGACAAGACGAAAGCCAGGCGAGGAAUGSAUAGCUGAAGAUUACUAAGGAUUCUUUAGUAAUUACCUUUUUUUAGCAUCGAUGUAAAUGCGAAGAAUUGAGAAACGAAAUAAAACGUUUUUAUUGUAUAAA
Exaiptasia diaphana is the source of this 1877-nucleotide messenger RNA. Its product is annotated as fibronectin type III domain-containing protein. Bases 930 to 1292 code for a protein of 120 amino acids. The record is from RefSeq and is a predicted model, not a curated record. NCBI's taxonomy places the organism in Eukaryota, Metazoa, Cnidaria, Anthozoa, Actiniaria, Aiptasiidae. The transcript has 3 exons.